Messenger RNA from Sciurus carolinensis (gray squirrel), 1394 nucleotides. It is a transcript of the gene Yeats4, whose product is annotated as YEATS domain containing 4. Gene Ontology annotation, biological process: regulation of DNA-templated transcription. Lineage: Eukaryota; Metazoa; Chordata; Mammalia; Rodentia; Sciuridae. The record is from RefSeq and is a predicted model, not a curated record.
CCCCUCCUUCCACUCACCUCUCCCACCGCGCCGGGCUGAAUGGCCUACCCAUACGACGCCCGCCUGGAGGAGCCUGCGGUUAUUCAGAGCCGCGAGUCUCAGUGACUCGCCCUCCUUCUGUCAGGAACCCUCCGCGGGCUCGCGCGGGAGGAGCGGGACCUUUGAGGGGAGCGGCGACCCCGCCGGCCCCGGUCUCUUUCCCUGGCGGCAGCGGCUUCUUCCGUGGGACAAUAUGUUCAAGAGAAUGGCCGAAUUUGGGCCUGACUCCGGCGGGAGAGUGAAGGGGGUUACUAUCGUUAAACCAAUAGUUUAUGGUAAUGUUGCUCGAUAUUUUGGGAAGAAAAGAGAAGAAGAUGGGCACACCCAUCAAUGGACAGUAUAUGUAAAACCAUAUAGAAAUGAGGAUAUGUCAGCAUAUGUGAAGAAAAUCCAGUUUAAAUUACAUGAAAGCUAUGGCAAUCCUUUAAGAGUUGUUACUAAGCCUCCAUAUGAAAUUACUGAAACAGGAUGGGGUGAAUUCGAAAUAAUCAUCAAAAUUUUCAUUGACCCUAAUGAAAGACCUGUAACCCUAUAUCAUUUAUUAAAGCUGUUCCAAUCAGACACUAAUGCAAUGCUAGAAAAGACAGUGGUUUCAGAGUUCUACGAUGAAAUGAUAUUUCAAGACCCAACAGCAAUGAUGCAACAAUUAUUAACAACAUCUCGUCAGCUAACAUUAGGAGCCUAUAAACAUGAAACAGAAUUUGCAGAACUUGAAGUGAAAACCAGAAAAUUAGAAGCUGCCAAGAAAAAAACAAGCUUUGAAAUUGCAGAGCUUAAGGAGAGAUUAAAAGCAAGUCGUGAAACUAUAAAUUGUUUAAAAAAUGAAAUCAGGAAACUUGAAGAAGAUGAUCAGACAAAAGACAUAUGAACAGUUCUGAGGAGAACUUGGGGGUAAGCUAAAUUGAAAGUAAGGUGGAGAAAUGAACUUCAGUGGAGAGAUGAACUUACUGCAAAUGCUGUGAUGUUUCUUAGAGGAACUGUAUAUAUGUUGACCAUGGAUUUCUCAGCAACAAUGUCAAGGCAUUUGUUCUAUUCAAGCAAUCUUUAAUAGCAAAUAGAUGUGUAUGAUAGGAAUGGAUGCUGGGCAUUUUACAGACCCAUUUUAGGGAAAAUGUACGAUAAGCACAAUUUUUAAAAAUUUUAUUGGAGUAUAUGUAUAGCUUAUUUUCCUUUUGACAAGCAUCAAAAUUUCAUUAUAAAGUAUAACUUAUACAAAUUUUGUACUUCUCUAGUAGUUGUAAUUAGUGGUAAGUAUGUAUAUUUCAUUUCUUCAAGUUCUUACCUGCUCCCAUUCUACCUCUUUUGUAUAUAAUGUGCCCAGUAAGUUAUUCAAUAAAUGUAUGUUAUAGGUCCUA